CCAUCACUUCCCUCUCCAAGGCUACAGCGAGCUCAGAGCUCUUCCCCACGCAGAAUGCCUGCUAUGCCUAGUGCUUGGCUUCCAUUGUCUAAUUUUCUCAUCCUGGCUGGGGAAAGGGAAGGCUGCAAGUCCUUCCGUUCGGAAGAAAUCCAGCUGAAUGCAGCUUAGCUGCUGGUGGUGUUCCUUGGCUAGCCACUGUGGUCUCAGAGGGAUCUGCCUAUGAGUCUGUAGUUUCUUAGCUGCCUAAGAAUCUGUGGGAUCCGCCUACAAUCUCUGGGUUUUGCCUGCAAGUCUACGGAAUCGAGAUCUACUUGCGGGUCUGAAAUAUCCGGGAUCUGCCAGUAGCUAUCUCUAGAAUCUUUCCGAACGCCUGAAGUCUCAAAGAACUCUGCUUGCGGAUUUGGAAUCUGUUUAGGGUCUCUCGGAUCUUGGAGCAGGGAUCUAGUGGGUCUUUUACACGCCAGGAGUGCUGUCUGCUAGCUGCUUUUCCUGCUCUCUCUCCUGGGAGGCGAAUCCUUGAGCCCGAGAUGGCAGCCACCCUGCUUAUGGCUGGGUCCCAGGCACCCGUGACAUUUGAAGACAUGGCCAUGUACCUCACCCGGGAAGAAUGGAGACCCCUGGACCCUACACAAAGGGACCUUUACAGGGAUGUUAUGCAAGAGAAUUAUGGAAAUGUUGUCUCAUUAGAUUUUGAGAUCAGGAGUGAGAACGAGGUGAAUCCAAAGCAAGAGAUCAGUGACGAUGUAGAAUUUGGGACCGCAUCCGAAAGACCUGUUGGGAAUGCUGAAGAAAAUCCUGAAAGUGAAGAGGCCUUCGAAAGCAGGGACAGAUCGGAAGGACAGUGGGGAGACCUGACAGCAGAAGAGUGGGUCAGCUAUCCUCUCCAGCAAGUCACGGACUUGCUCGUCCACAAAGAGGUUCACACAGGUAUCCGCUAUCACAUAUGUUCUCACUGUGGAAAGGCCUUUAGUCAGAUCUCAGACCUUAAUCGGCAUCAGAAAACCCACACUGGAGAUAGACCCUACAAGUGUUACGAGUGUGGAAAGGGCUUCAGUCGGAGCUCACACCUCAUUCAGCAUCAAAGAACACACACUGGGGAGAGACCCUACGACUGUAACGAGUGUGGGAAAAGUUUUGGAAGGAGCUCUCAUCUCAUCCAGCAUCAGACAAUCCACACUGGAGAAAAGCCCCACAAAUGUAACGAGUGUGGGAAAAGUUUCUGCCGGCUAUCCCACCUAAUCCAACACCAAAGGACCCACAGUGGGGAGAAACCCUAUGAGUGUGAGGAGUGUGGGAAAAGCUUCAGCCGGAGCUCUCACCUCGCCCAGCACCAGAGGACACACACAGGCGAGAAGCCUUACGAGUGUAAUGAAUGCGGGCGAGGCUUCAGUGAGAGGUCUGAUCUCAUCAAGCACUAUCGAGUCCACACGGGAGAGAGGCCCUACAAGUGUGACGAGUGCGGGAAGAACUUCAGUCAGAACUCGGACCUCGUGCGCCAUCGCAGAGCCCACACGGGAGAAAAGCCGUACCACUGUAACGAAUGUGGGGAGAACUUCAGCCGCAUCUCACACUUGGUUCAGCACCAGAGAACCCACACCGGGGAAAAGCCAUAUGAAUGUAACGCUUGUGGGAAAAGCUUCAGCCGGAGCUCUCAUCUCAUCACACACCAGAAAAUUCACACCGGAGAGAAGCCCUAUGAGUGCAAUGAAUGUUGGCGCAGCUUUGGUGAAAGGUCAGAUCUCAUUAAGCACCAGAGAACCCACACAGGAGAGAAGCCUUAUGAGUGCGUGCAGUGUGGAAAAGGUUUCACCCAGAGCUCCAACCUCAUCACACAUCAAAGAGUUCAUACGGGGGAGAAGCCUUAUGAAUGUACUGAAUGUGAGAAGAGUUUCAGCCGGAGCUCAGCUCUUAUUAAACAUAAGAGAGUUCACACUGACUAAGUCUUGUAAUUAUGACUGAUAAAUGAUUCACUUGAAGGUACAAUUUUAUUUGCUAUUAGAGAGCUCUCUCAAGACUGAGCUGCUUAUACCGUACUGAAUUUCCUUGCUGUAGGCCACAGUUUGAAACGUCAGUGAAGACAAGCCAUUUGAAAUUCUGACCCAUGGCUUUGGGAAUGUUAUUCCCUCCUAAACAUAGUGAUUUUUAUUCACUCAGUAUUAACGAAGUACUUCAUUGAAAUCAGCCCCACAUGUAACUGGACCUCUGAAGUCUAGGGGAUAAAGGCUGAUAAAUACUCAGGCCUGGAAGUAGAGUAAAUUUUUAAAAGUUCUUCCUCCUAGCCCUGGCUCCAAAAACUGUGCCGAGGGCAAUGCUGGGCUGUAAUAGGGUGGUCACAGCUGUUUUGGAAAAGGACAAGAGACUUUGCAUGAAUGGCCACACUUACUCACUUACCAUAGUUGGGCACACGCAUCUUCCCUUCCAAAGGGCUUUCUCCUUGAGUUGCUCAUGCACUUGUAGCCUUCCGACGUCCUGAGAGCUGGAUUCUGCACUAUGGAGGCAAUGAUCAUAACUUUUCUUCUCAUUGUUUCUAAUUAGCUUCUUUAAAGCUUGCAUUUUUGUGAAAGCUAACUGAAGAUAUGGAUUGCAAGGAAAAAUGAAACAGGUUUGGGGACCAAGGACUCAUCAGUGAUGGUGAUUUUAGCAAGUGAUGCCCACUGUUGUCAUUGCCAUUAAUCAGAAUUGAUUCGUUUUCUUUGGGGAUCAUUGUAGGGAACAUUGCAAUGAAAAUAGCUUCAAGGAGAGAUAGGACCAUAAGUGAUGGUGGAGCGUAAGGAGCAAGUGGAAUUGAUGGCUUCAGGGAAGGAAGCACAGAGUCCCUUCCCAAGGAACACAGGUCAUUUCUGUGUUCUUUCCCCUCUGCCCUUUAAGGUCCCUUCUCCCUAUACUAUUAACUCUGGAUCUGAUAAGGGCCACGUCCCAGUGUUUCUCUUAGCUUGCAUAAGGGCAUGUGUAUGUACAGUAACAUGUGUGUUCCUGUGGUUUUUCCCAUAGCAGAAACAACUCACACAGAAGUAGCAUGUAACCGGGUGAUGUUGAUUGUGUGGCAGAGCUACAGACAUAACUCCAAUGUGAGAAAUGUCCUUUUCACUCUAUGAAGAAAAAAUGUGAACACUAGUGCUCUAGUGUACGCUCUUUUGUAAGGUCUGUCUUUGGACAGAACUAAGCACUUGUCCGUAUGUAUCAGCCCAUCGUGGGAUAUAAGGACUGGACGGAUAGGUUGACUGUCCUGUUCUGAGACUGAAUAUCUUCUCUUUGGGCUAGUCACAAGGAAUUAGUAAACGUAUAGGAAUGUAUUUUCAUCCUCUCAGCCUACAGAUAUAAAGUGAUUAAGAGUUGACUUAAUGUAAGCCCAGUAGUGUCAGUUCUCCCAUCUCAGCCCAUCUAAGAAUUAAGAAGUGUCCCCAAUGUUUUUGCUUAUCCAAGUAUUUGAGGGUGUGAGUGGAAGGGAAUUAAUGCCCAGGAGAUGGGAUUCAAGUAAGGAAAUUGUUUAUUUUUGAGUGUGCCUCAAGUUACUUCUACUGUGCUUUAUUGUGAGAGUUUUAACAUUUGAAACCUACUUUUGCCAUAGCUCUUUGGAAGCUGGCGUUAAAAGAGCCAGUGGUCUCUCUAAAGUAGUGUACUGUACUGAGUUACGACCCACAGCCGUGUGGGACUAACACGACCUCCAAAGUAACAAAAAAUCCCACUCCACCGAUGAGCUUUUUUUCUGUUGUCACUCCUAUUUAAAUACAAACUCGGGCAGGGAGCGUGUUUUUUGUUCUAUACAAACUCUUGCCAACUGUGGGUAUUCAUAUUUUAAUUGUUGUUGAAUGACUUUCAUGUUCUUGAUGACUAAACUAAAAUAUGUCUCGUACCAUAUCAGUGUUGCUGAUGGUUUUAAUGAAUAUCAAAGUUCUGUUUCAGUGAGCUCCUAGGGCCUCAGCCUUGGAGUGGCCAUAGAAGACAGUAUCUUCAUGACAUAACUCUAUUUCACUUCCUUUUCCUUCCCUACUCUCCCGCCCCGCCCCUCCCCACCCCCAACCUGUGCCUGCUGCUGCUUUGGCAUCUUAAGUAUCCCGGCCAUCUCUCCAUACAUGUACACUCCAGCUGGGAAGUUAAAAGGGCAAGGGCCAGACCAGCUCCGUCUCCUCUCUGUCUGCCAGUUGCUGCCCAUUUGUUGAACUUUGCGUAGAAGUUAUGCAUCGGACUCUCUUUGCUAAUGCUUUUGCAUGCCUUCUGCUCCCAAGACCCUGGCUGCUUCUGCACAUACCCUGAACACUUCGUGCCUGUUUUCUAUGGUUGUGGAGAGUGGAUGAGUAAGUAUGUAGAGCAGUUUUCCUUGUGGUAUUGGUCACAGUUAUCCUAGUGUCGAUCUAUAUCUGUAUUAUUCUAACAAUAUUCUAUAAUUAAAAGUAUAAUUUUUAAAAUCAAAA
This is a messenger RNA of Phyllostomus hastatus (greater spear-nosed bat), 4412 nucleotides long. RefSeq names its product zinc finger protein 436 (gene ZNF436). Bases 528 to 1940 code for a protein of 470 amino acids. Lineage: Eukaryota; Metazoa; Chordata; Mammalia; Chiroptera; Phyllostomidae. Gene Ontology annotation, cellular component: nucleus. Gene Ontology annotation, molecular function: DNA-binding transcription repressor activity, RNA polymerase II-specific; RNA polymerase II cis-regulatory region sequence-specific DNA binding. The record is from RefSeq and is a predicted model, not a curated record. The transcript has 4 exons. Gene Ontology annotation, biological process: central nervous system development; negative regulation of transcription by RNA polymerase II.